UACUCAGCGGAGUGUUUUUAAUCCUAUGUUUAUUUUUUGUGUUAUAACAAUGUGAAAAUUAAAAUUUAGAAGAAACGACAACUAUGUUUUCAAGGUUUUCGAAGUGAGGAGAAAGUGGUGAAAAAUUGUGUUUUCGACUCAUUAAAACAUUUGCUUUGUGUUUUGAAAAGUAAAGAAAAUGAAUCUAUGAAGUUUACAUAUCUACCUCUACUAUUGAUGUAUUAAUGUGACACUACGGAUUGCCGUCGUACUUUCUAGAAGUCUUCACAAGAAAACAAUUGAAUUAUGAUCCAUAUUUCGGUAUUCUUUUUCGUCACCAGUGUACUCCAAACAUUUAUUAACGCUCAAACUAGUUAUACACUUCUACGAUAUAGGCAAAAUGACACAUUGAACGCGACGGUACAUUUGAAAAAUAUCCCGACAAAUAUCGAUCGGUAUGAAAUUAGCUAUAACACGACAGGUCAAGGGAUAAAUUGCAAGAUUUUAUAUUCCUUUCUUACUUGUGAGGCUAACAACGAUAUUGAGAGACCCAGAGAUUUUAUUCAUUUUUGGAAUCAAAAUGUUGAAAAUUUAAAAAUACCAGGAGUCGUGGCCGAAAAAACAAAAUUUCUAAUGGAAGUUUUUUCAUUUGAUGUUAAUACAACAAUUAGCAGCAGAAUAAUAUCCCAAGCAAACGGCAUACGGGAUUAUGACAUAACAACGGAACCAUACACUAUUUUCGUGCCAAAUCAUGAAAUCAAACCAUUCAACACAGAAAAAAUCUAUUAUUCUCAAUCUGAUCGAAAGCUAUUCAGAUGUAAUACAAAUAACAGAAUGUAUAAAAACGUACAGAUAGGAUUAGUGUGGCCAGGUCAAAAUCGCCUACAGAUGUUGCAAGCUCAAGAAACUUCAACUGAUAAGUUUCCAAAUGGAAUGAUCUUAUUUUGUGUGGCGUACACAAUAACUACGGACGAUAAGCAAACGACCGUACAACGCCAUGUAUCGCAAAAUACUAUGUUGGUACAUAUUAUAAAACCUAAUGAAAAGAAAAUUGAAAAUAACAAUAAUUCGCCGAAUAUGCCUAAUGCUCCGAAUUACUCUAACCAUGUUGAUUUGUCCAAUUAUAACAAUCAUAAUAACUAUCCAAAUAGUGCUGAAAUAUCACCCGCACCCCCUCCACAACCAGAUAACAACGAUUAUUAUACGCAUAGCGGGUAUAAUGCUGGUUAUCCAAGUAAUAACAAUUUGAAUACUAAAAAGAAUCCGACACCAAACUAUCCUAAACAGACACCGCGUACCAUUCCCUAUCUGAUACCGCCUGAGACUUCCUAUACGACACCGCCUGUGACUCUCUAUCCAGCACUACCUAUGACUACCAAACCGAUAAUCAGUACGAAUACUAGUACGACUACCACUACGACUACCAGUACGACUACCAAGCCGACAACGACUACCACUCCCAAACCGACAACCACUACGACUACCAAACCCACAACCACUACGACUACUAAACCGACAACGAGAAGGACUACCAAACCGACAACGAGAAGGACUACCAAACCGACAACGAGAAGGACUACCAAACCGACAACGAGAAGGACUACCAAACCGACAACGAGAAGGACUACCAAAUCGACCUCUUAUUUCACUGUUACUCCCAUCUCUAAUACGGCUAACAAAACGAAUGCCCAUACGACAACUGAGUUUGAGAUUAGCAAUGCCAAGAUGACAGUCGAUAAACCAACUUAUAACCAACCAAGUACAAUGGAAAAUGACUCCUUAUCUCCAUUCACAAACAAAACUAAAUACUACUUGGCAACAGGUUCUGUCGGAAUAAUAAUUAUUGUAGCUUUAAUAGUAUAUGUAGUUUGUAAAAAACGCCACAAGAAAUCUCCUGAACAAGAAACAGUACAAGAAUUGGAAUUGGAAACUUAUGCAACCAGCGCCCUAUUGUAUGCAGACCUCCGAUUGGACCCCGCAAAGAAUACAAGACAAGUGAAACAAAAUGAAGAAACUUACGCACAAAUUGUUGGUGUUCUCAAACCGCGAGAAUCACACGGUCAAAAGUAUUAAGAAAAUUGAUAACAUAUGCUGAAAAAUAGAAUACAAGAAAUAUUUUAGACUGCUUCUUUGCGGGAACCUGAUGUAUUUUGAGUAAAAUUCACACUUGGCCGGGCUUUUUUUUUAUUUCUAGCAAUGUAGAUUGUCGAAUAGGUACUAGUCGGACUAUAGUCAUCCCUCCAAGUAGGCUAAAUAUCUAUAUUUGUUUAAAGCCUAAAGUCAUAUUUGAUUAGAUUUUUUUGACAGAAGUAAAAGUAACAGUAGUAAAAUUUUUUUCAAUCGAUUUUCAACCUUAUGACAAUAGUGGAAGGUUAAUGUUCGAUUGGUAAAAUUUGACAGAUUCGGGUAAGUUGAUCUCUCUUUUCCGUACUUUUUUCAAGCUAAUGACAUAUUAAUUCAAUAAUGGCCUAGAUUAGUAGAAAUCACUUUUCUUGAUUGGUCCAAUUUUUGGUACAAUUUAGUUUUAAGUUUUGUACUUAUAUAAUUAUUAAAUGUAUGAUGGUUAGUCGUCUGUACCUAUAUAUUUAUGAAAUCUAGUAUAGUCUGACCCUUUUUUGGUGCAGUUGACAAUUCUGUCAGUCAAAAUUGACAGCUGUGAACUGCACAAAAAACCGUUGUAUAUUUCGUUAUAACUUUGCUAUCAUAUAUACAUUAUGCUUAAUUUAUACUAAAGACUCAUUAAUGCAUUAAGAAAUAUUUAAAACUUUUUAAGAAGACUUUUAUACUUUAGUUAGAUUAUUCCUAAGACAGGUACCUAG
Helicoverpa zea (corn earworm) is the source of this 2798-nucleotide messenger RNA. Its product is annotated as mucin-5AC-like. The record is from RefSeq and is a predicted model, not a curated record. The coding region runs from base 286 to 2052 and encodes 588 amino acids. The transcript has 9 exons. Lineage: Eukaryota; Metazoa; Arthropoda; Insecta; Lepidoptera; Noctuidae.